AAGCGAUGCGUUUUAGACGAUAGGUGUGUAGAUUGAAGGAUAGAACAGACAGGGUAGAAAUACCCAGUUCUGCAUUAGAUCUAAACUAUACUAGCGUACAUGUGACCUGAUAAAAUUACUCCCAUUACAAUAACCCUACAAGGAAAUCACCAAAUCCCAUCAAACAUCCAAAAAUCCCAUCCCCAUCCCCUCCCCCAAAAAUGUCUCGCGUCCUAACCGACAAACUUCGCAUCGAGCCCGAAUUCACAGAACCCGAAGACUAUCUCCAAACCUCCCUCUCCGUGCUCUUUCCCGACGAUAUCCAAAACCAUCACGGCGAUAGGGAUCAAUAUAUUGUAUAUACAUCCCCAACAUUAGGCGAGAUAAUAUUAGAACUAUCUGCGCCAGCAGGUGAAAAAGGUCGUCUAUUAUUCGCGCAUUAUGUAUGGAAUGCCGGAUUACAAUUAGCGGAGCUUUUUGAAGACGGGGAUGGGAAGAGAGGUGGUAGGGAACGAUGGGAGGUUACUGGGGAGAGUGUUUUAGAAGUGGGAAGCGGGACUGGGAUAGCGGGGAUAGUGGCUGCGUUGAUGGGUGCAAAAGAGGUGGUUCUUAGCGAUUAUCCUGACAAAAAUGUGCUUGCGAAUUUACGGACGAAUGUAGCGAAGAAUAUUGAGGCCAGCGGGUUCGGGGAUGUGACGGUACAAGGUCAUGAAUGGGGAGUUUUGGACGACCAAUUCUCGAUAGAUAAUAAAGAGAGGUUUACUAGGGUGAUCGCGUCAGAUUGUUUGUGGAUGCCAUGGCAGCAUGAGAAUCUUUUGAAGUCAAUUAGGUGGUUUUUGAAGGAAGAUGGACGGUGAGUGGUGAAGGAGUUGUCUCAUUCUUUUUUUUGUUUCUCUUGCCCUUACCUAGUGGAAAAUAUUGAGUUAGGUACAGAUGAGUGGAUGGAAUCCCCCUUUGGCAGAAGUACUGAUUCAAUGAAUAUGUAGGGCUUGGAUAUGUGCAGGUUUCCACACAGGCCGGGAAUUAAUGCGUGGGUUCUUCGAAGACGAAAAUCUGGCAGCAGCUGGGUUGGAAAUAGAAUCCAUCUAUGAAAGGGAUGCCAACGGUGUUGAGAGAGAGUGGCUUACAGACAGAGGAGCAGAGGAUCGAGAUGCCUUCGCCAGAAAGCGAUGGUUGGUAAUCGCCAUUUUAAAAAGGCGAUAAAUCUGUUAGUCAAAAGUCCCCAAAUGGUAAUAGAAAUCCAAAGAUACUUUAUCCAUAAUCACAUACUUUGCAUAGAAUUAUUACAUGAAGAUUU
Sclerotinia trifoliorum is the source of this 1276-nucleotide messenger RNA. The record is from the annotation of a GenBank genome assembly. NCBI's taxonomy places the organism in Eukaryota, Fungi, Ascomycota, Leotiomycetes, Helotiales, Sclerotiniaceae.